Lagopus leucura (white-tailed ptarmigan) is the source of this 1506-nucleotide messenger RNA. RefSeq names its product G kinase anchoring protein 1 (gene GKAP1). The record is from RefSeq and is a predicted model, not a curated record. Bases 257 to 1363 code for a protein of 368 amino acids. Lineage: Eukaryota; Metazoa; Chordata; Aves; Galliformes; Phasianidae. The transcript has 13 exons. Gene Ontology annotation, cellular component: Golgi apparatus. Gene Ontology annotation, biological process: signal transduction.
GCAUGCCGUGGUGACAGCGCAGCGCUGUGCGCGGUUGAAACCUCCCCUACUGGGACAGCCGCGACUCCGCUCUUAUGGCGAUGCCUCUGACAGAGAACAUCUCUCCGAGGGAGCUAGUCAGCGGACAAGGAUUUGGGCUCCCGCUUCACGUCAGCUGGCGCAGGUCUGUGGUUGUGGUCUGAUCAAAGAAUCUGAACGUCAGCAUCAGGAAACUCUUCAGUGAGAGAAGCAGCUGAGUAGAAGUUCAGACAUAGCAAUGGCAUCUGUUGUGAUCAAUUCAGUUCCUACCACUGCAUCUCGUUUUGCCUUACUGCAACUGGAAAGUGAUAGUGAUUCAGAAUCUGGAAAAGGCAGAAGUGGCCAAGGUGCUGGUAAAUCUCAAGCGUUAGAGGGUAGAUCUUCUACAAAUGAGAAAAAAAGAGAGAAAAGGAGAAGAAAGAAAGAACAGCAGCAGAGUGAAGCCAAUGAGCUCAGAAACCUUGCUUUUAAAAAGAUUCCUCAGAAAUCCUCCCAUGGAGGUUGUCUAUCUCAGCAUGAACAAAAACUGCAUGCUACAAUGCAGAAAGACUCUCAGGAAGAAAAUUGGCAAGAGUGGAGGCAAAGAGAUGAACAGCUGACAUCUGAAAUGUUUGAAGCUGAUCUUGAAAAAGCAUUGCUGCUAAGCAAACUGGAAUAUGAAGAGCACAAAAAGGAAUAUGAAAACAGUGAAUGUACUCCACCUCAGUCAAAGUCUGUGAAUAAGAAAGAAAAAAGAAAGAAUCAGCAAGGAAAAGACAAACCUCUCACUGUGUCCCUGAAAGAUUUUCAGUCAGAAAGUAAUAUAGAUAAUGUUGCUAAAAAACAUGAGGAACCAAUCUCUUCUCAGACUCUGAUGAAUGAUGGAGGAUUUUUCCAUAAGCUGGAAGAUGAUGUUCAUAAAAUACUUGAAAGAGAGAAAAGGAGAGACCAGCUCACUGAUUGCAAUGAAAUAGAUAACUGCACAUCUCAUGAGCACAACCAGGAGAGUGGUAUGAAAGGUGGAAAAACAGAACAACUAAAAUUUGAGCUUGAAAAGAAAGAUGCAGAAAUUCAGCAACUUAAAAAUAUAAUAACUCAGUGGGAGGCGAAAUAUAAAGAAGUAAAAGCAAGAAAUGCACAGCUUCUGAAGAUGCUGCAGGAAGGUGAAAUGAAAGAUAAAGCAGAAAUACUCCUACAGGUGGAUGAAUUGCAAAUUAUAAAAAAUGAAUUGACCUUACAGGUAACUACACUUCAUGCUGCAUUAGAGCAAGAAAGGUCCAAAGUGAAGCUGCUGCAGGCAGAAUUAACAAAAUACCAGAGUGGGAAAAGAGGGAAAAAGCACUCAGAAUCUGACCAAUACAGGUGAUCUCCUUUGCCACCAGAUUCAAUACAGAAAAAAAAAGUAAAUCUUUCUUCAGGGUUUUGCAGAAAUUCAUAUAUUUGUUGUACAACUGCUCAACUAUGCAGUUUUUGAAGAAAAAAUAAUAAAUACUAGUUUAAUUAACAUUC